GACGUCCGGCCCCGCCUGAGGAGCCGCCCGGGCCGAGGCAGCCGAGCGCCGCGGCCCCGCUCCGCACCGCACCCGCCGCCUUCCCGCUGCGCUCCCGGCUCCGCUCCCGGCCCCGCUCCCGGCCGCCCGCAGCCCGCCGCGCUCCCCCACCGCCGCCAGCCCCUCGCCACGUUCCCUCCCCGCCGCCGCCAUGGGUUGUACGCUGAGCGCCGAGGACAAGGCGGCGGUGGAGCGGAGUAAGAUGAUCGACCGCAACCUGCGGGAGGACGGCGAGAAAGCGGCCAAGGAGGUGAAGCUGCUGCUGCUCGGUGCUGGAGAGUCUGGGAAAAGCACGAUUGUGAAGCAGAUGAAGAUUAUUCAUGAGGAUGGCUACUCAGAGGAAGAAUGCAAACAAUAUAAAGUGGUUGUCUACAGCAAUACUAUCCAGUCCAUCAUUGCAAUCAUAAGAGCCAUGGGAAGGCUAAAGAUAGACUUUGGGGAAGUUGCCAGAGCAGAUGAUGCUCGUCAGUUGUUUGUCCUGGCUGGAAGCGCAGAGGAAGGCGUGAUGACGGCUGAGCUCGCCGGCGUCAUCAAACGGUUGUGGAGAGAUGCUGGAGUUCAGGCCUGCUUCAGCAGAUCCAGAGAGUAUCAGCUUAACGACUCUGCAUCCUAUUACCUAAAUGACUUGGAUAGAAUAUCCCAGCCGACCUAUAUUCCAACUCAGCAGGAUGUUCUGCGGACCAGAGUCAAAACUACAGGCAUUGUGGAAACACACUUCACCUUCAAGGACCUGUACUUCAAGAUGUUUGAUGUUGGUGGCCAACGGUCGGAGCGGAAGAAGUGGAUCCACUGCUUUGAAGGAGUGACAGCAAUUAUCUUCUGUGUGGCCCUCAGUGAUUAUGACCUUGUCUUGGCUGAGGAUGAGGAGAUGAACCGGAUGCACGAGAGCAUGAAACUGUUUGACAGCAUUUGUAACAACAAAUGGUUUACAGACACAUCCAUCAUUCUCUUCUUGAACAAGAAAGACCUGUUUGAGGAGAAGAUUAAGAAAAGCCCCCUGACAAUCUGCUAUCCAGAGUACACAGGCUCCAACACGUACGAGGAAGCUGCUGCCUACAUCCAGUGUCAGUUUGAAGACCUCAACAGGCGGAAAGACACGAAGGAGAUUUACACCCACUUCACCUGCGCCACCGACACCAAGAACGUGCAGUUUGUGUUCGACGCCGUCACGGACGUCAUCAUCAAAAACAACCUGAAGGAGUGUGGCCUCUACUGAGGAGGAGGAGGAGGUGUGGGGUGAAGUCCUUAUGGCAUUUUGAGACCCGGGCUCUUUGCUGCCUCACCGAGUCGGCUGCAAGCAUGACCAGGACCAGGGAAACGAAAACAGCAUGUUCUUUAGCACAAUCUUCUGUCUUAGGGACCUCUUUAUUUUUUAAUUGCUGUGGGGUGUCUGAAGUGAGGUCGAGGUGGAACAAACCGUGAGUGUGACUUGGCUCAUCCCGGCGUCAUCUCCAACGUGUACAGCUCUCGUGAAGUUGGGGUGCUGGCUUCCAGCCCUUGGAUAUGUAGCUUUCCUCUCUUUCCUUUGGUUAACAAAACCACCACUAGUCUGUUUUUAAGGGUUUGUUUGGUUGUUAUUGUUUUUUUCUUUUCAUCAGGAGACUAGACCUUUACUCAGUGUCGUUUCUUUCGUUUGCAAAGCAGAUCUUUGUUUUAAUAAGAGACAAGAAAAAGACAAAAAAAAUAUAAUCACUGAACUAUAACUAUGCACAUGGUGACCAGGUCAUGCAGGAAGCAUUCCUCUUAGCAGGAACUCUUUGUUUUUAACACUUGGUAUGGUCAGGAUUUAACAUUUCUGCAACUAAAAGGAUUCUUAGGGCGAGAGCUCUGGCUUUUGCUGAGGUGUCAGUUGGUUCCCUCCCCGCUCCUGUCAGCCUUUUGGAGAAGAAGCUUCUGCAGCAGGAUGAGCAAAUCUUUUAGUGUAAGGGUCCCAUCAAACCCUCUUGAUGCUGAUACCCAAAUUGAGACUCAUCUCCACGUGGGAAGCACAACCCUGUCUCCAUGCUGAGCCCCUGGGGAGCCCCAUGUGAGCUGGAGCGUGGCUGGGGCUUCCUGCCGCCGCUUCAGCUCUUGUGCGGUUUUGGCUCUUAACUCGCCCAUUUCGUAAAGGCUGCACCUAGUUCUGCAUUUCCCAUGGCCUUUUCCAUUCAGAGGCUCUCAGCUGUGGUGACAGGCAUGGCCUUUACUUUGUAUAUGUGGUGCCAAAUCCCCCUUUGCCAUGGUUUUUACCGUCGUGCCCCUCCUCUCCAGGCAGUACAUUCCUUUGCUGAACCGUUGCGUCGAGGCUCUCUCCCCCUCACCCCCUUUGUCACGUGUACAGUUUCAAUCUGUUAGAGUUGUUGGCAGUAUUAAAAUGGUGAGUUAAACAACUUUA
Molecule: messenger RNA, 2413 nt
Organism: Colius striatus (speckled mousebird)
Lineage: Eukaryota; Metazoa; Chordata; Aves; Coliiformes; Coliidae
Gene: GNAI3
Product: G protein subunit alpha i3
Exons: 9
Coding region: 191-1255 (354 amino acids)
Biological process (GO): adenylate cyclase-modulating G protein-coupled receptor signaling pathway
Cellular component (GO): heterotrimeric G-protein complex
Molecular function (GO): G protein-coupled receptor binding; GTPase activity; G-protein beta/gamma-subunit complex binding
Source: RefSeq, a predicted model, not a curated record